GCAACAGUCCAAACAUUCAAUAAUGUAGCAGCAGUGAAACGCAGGCUACAUAUUCAGGCAAACGCUAAUAAUUUAUGUUUAUCGAAUAGUUUACAAGGAGUUGUAUAGUUGUUCCUGUUUGGGGAUAUAACGUUAACUAUAUAGCGUUAUAUUUAAAAAAAGGUAAAAGUAGAUUAGUUCAAUUCUGAAUGGAGUGUCUUGGAGUAUCAUCCGCUCAGCACCUGCAGGCUCUCUCUACCUUGUUAUCAACUCAGCAGGAUGAUGAUGGUGAUGAAGACUGUAAAAAUGUGACUGCUUGUGCAGGACUGGGUCCUGGACACAUCGGCCCCCCACCCAAAAGAGAUAAAGAAGUGUCAACUGUCUAUGAGAAGAAGAACAGCAAAGAUAUAUGGAGCGAGGAGGAGGUGGCUGAGGGCUCCCAGUAUGAUGAUCUUGCUGACCCGCGGCCACAACCUGAGUAUGAAAUAAUCCUGAAGCAGAGUGUAGGAACAGAGGAUCUGUUCUUGGGCUUGAACAGAAAGGACCCAUCCUCCAUGUGUUGUGAAGCCAUGCUGGUGAAAAUCAAACUACCAGACACUGAAGCAACAGAUGUAGUCCUGGAUGUAAAAGAAAAGUUCCUUGAUCUACGGACGCCAAAAUAUAAACUGGGUCUUCAUCUCCCACAUCCGACCCACAGCCACGGGGGAAAGGCUCAGUUCUUCAGUGAGAGGGGGGAACUGGAGGUGACUCUGCUCAUCAAACGUCCCAUGGAUUUUAUCAACAUGCAAUGAGAAACACUGACUACAGCCAACGACUAUUCAAAAGACAUGGAGUAGUUGUUUCUACAUGUCUUGUCUGAUUCCAUGAGUAUUAAAAUAUGUUUUUUUCA
Molecule: messenger RNA, 868 nt
Organism: Anarrhichthys ocellatus (wolf-eel)
Lineage: Eukaryota; Metazoa; Chordata; Actinopteri; Perciformes; Anarhichadidae
Gene: dnaaf6
Product: dynein axonemal assembly factor 6
Exons: 6
Coding region: 189-770 (193 amino acids)
Biological process (GO): flagellated sperm motility; axonemal dynein complex assembly
Cellular component (GO): cytoplasm
Molecular function (GO): dynein intermediate chain binding; protein-folding chaperone binding
Source: RefSeq, a predicted model, not a curated record